AUGCAUCAACACCCCCGAUCUCCGGCGCCUGCGGCGCCUCCCUCCGCAUCCAGGCCGGGCGCAAACCGCUCCGAUGACCGCCCGAACUCUCCAGCUUUCGACCCCAGGGUACAACUUACACGGGGAUUGGGCAUAGAGACGGAGGCUAGGUCAUCUGGACAGACAUCCAGUUCACGCCCAGCGAAAGAAGCAAUAUCGAAGCUCAAUCAGCUCGUAACGAAUUAUCACACAAAAGCUGCUCUAGUAAUACUGGCUUCCCGGAUCGACUUAACUCGCUCAGACGAUACACCGAAAAUAAAUCCCAAAGUCAAUCGAUGGUUCGCCAUCGAUUUAGAAGAUAUUGACGCCCUCCGAGAGCAGCUUCGGUUUUGGCGGAUAAACGACGUUAGCGAACAACCGCCUCCGCCGUUGAUCAUUGAGACGUAUCUGGAUACGAAAGAUCUGACGAAUAACCAGAGUCUCGUUGCCUUGGAUGAGCAAGGGAAACGAUUCGAUGUUCUGGAAUCUCUUUCUAGGUCUUCAGAGGCACAUGCCAAGGGGCCGGUAUCGUCCAGGUCCGAGGAUGUUAUUCUAGAGCGAUGGAGAGUGGAACUGGGGAAUACGCCGAACAAGGCACUACCGGCAGAUCUUGGCUCUAUUCUGCCAAAAAUAUAUAAACAGAGUAUCGUGACGUUCAGGACAUUGUUCACCUACUCCAAGUUGUUACCCGCGUGGAAGCUCGCGAAGCGCAACGGGAGGCUUCAUGCGCACCCGGCGCUUCAGAUCCGGUAUCGUAUCUUGGCUGGGAAACCCAAUCCGGACGACUCCAGGCCGGAUCGCCUGACUACGCCACUGUUUGACAGCAGUAAUAAGGUGGUCGAAACGUAUACCUUUGGGACCACGGAGUCGCCGGUCGGAUACCUGUCCAUCCAAGUGACCUAUCGAACGAGCUGUGAGUUUCGAGUGGACGAUUCGGAGGCCCUCCUGAGUUCACGAUUCAUGGGGGCCGAUGACGAGGUCUUUCGCCCUUCACUUCCAAGCAGGGAAUCCAACCUCAAGGCCGCCAAUUCCGGGGUCGGAUCAGCUCCUGUCGAGAAACGAACUGUCGAAGACCCUGACCCAAGUCGAGCUUAUGGGAGUCUUUCAACGUUCCACCAUGUCGGCCCUACGACCAGUGCGAGUCCAAUAUCAGCUCUUCGCGCCGCCCGCGAAUCAGGAGCUGCGUCACCAUCCCCCCCGAGUUCCUCUUCCCGGAAGCCUGUAGAAGUUGUGAAAGCAAGCCCGUUGGGGCGAGCUGCCGUUUUGGCGAAUGAAAGUAGCCCAGGCGUUGCUAGACGAUCGUCUAUCUCUUUCCCUCCGUUCAAAGCACCACCAUUGUCUGCGUCGCCGUCUCUUGUUGAUCCUCCACUGGGGAUGUCGCCACGGUCGGGGACAAUGACUCGCCCUCAAUUCCCAGAGUCGAAGAACAUGCCACCGCCAUCCAUGGCAGCUUCCGCUCGCAAAUCCUUACCCUUGCCCGGGGCUUCUGAGACCACAGCUACUUCUUCAAACUCGGCAUCGCCUCGGCCUACACCAAUCGCAAGGUACAGUAGCGCCUUCACCCAUCGACGCGGGAGGCCUUCUUCGGGCAACAUCAACAGAAUAGACGACGAAAACUCGAGUGGCAAGACCAGUGCAACGUCUUCCAACCCUCAACCUGGGUCAGGCUUACUUGCUGAAGCCACGGGGACAAGUGCAGAUUCCAUUCAUGCAGACGAUGAGAAUAUUACGGAGUUCCUGAAGAUGCUAGACUUGAGGAAAGAUCUCCUGAGAACAUCAAACUCGGCUUCUGCUGAUGUGACUGCACGCCGGACAACGGCUACUUCGGCUGCGUUGACCCGGUUUCAGCGAAUGAGAGAUUCGAACGCACAACUGUCGGAGUCAAUGUCAUCUUCUAUGCUCUUGCAGCGUUCGUCGACCUCUUCGAGCAAGCAGCUCUCAGGGGUGCCUCCCAUGGUGGCUGGUACUUCGAUUUCGACGGCCUCUUCUCCGGGAAAGCCCAUUUCACCCCACACCCCACAUACUCCGGCCAUUCCGUCUCGCCUUAGCUCUAACAGCAUUGUUGACUAUGGCAACGAGAGAGGUCGCGAGCAACCCUCCUCGGUCGGAGAUUACACUCCUGAGGGUCCGACCAUACCUCAUCGCCCGUCCGUCGUGACGGUAAAUGCGAUUGAUAUUCCUACGUCACCAGGGUUGCCCUUCCCGCCUUAUCGUCGGCCCAGCUCUGCUGCUCCCCCCCCUCCACCAGUUGCGACCGAUGAUGAUGAGAUUUUCCCCUUCAAUCUGCGCAGCGUAAGUCUCGGGGCUGAGGAGAGAUCUCACAACAGCUUAAGUGCCCUACAGAGACAGCAUGACCUGGAAGGGGCUAAAUCAAACACCCAGCCAACGCGCAGAGAACAGCGUCCCCCUUUGGCUAGCGAAGAUCCGAGCCGAAGGUCGAGCUCAACGGGGCAUGGAACAAGCCCCCACAAGCGAACUUCAUUGUCAGGGCCAACAGUAGCACCGUCGCCGUCGAACAAUCAUGUCUACCAACCACGCUUCAGCCUUUGUCGGGGGCGAGGACUGUCCGGUGGGCCGCACUCUCUCAGCUCCGGCUCGAGUAGCCUUGCGCGCGGUGCUCCUUCUGAUCUCGCUGAGCGCGAUCAUGAUCGUGAUGUCAAUGCGAGUGGCAGUAAUAGCGGCACCUCGACUGUUGAAGAUCGUCGGGCAGCUGGGCGACGGCCUAGUUCGGGCCGCAAUAUUCCUCCGCCAUCACAAGUUGAAGAGGACGAGCCGCUAUUAUUUGCUAUGAGCGAUUUCGGGGCCUCCCGGCGAAGCUUCGAAGAAGGCAGACAUGGCAACCAUGGUAGGCGACUCUAA
Aspergillus niger is the source of this 2877-nucleotide messenger RNA. RefSeq lists its product as uncharacterized. The transcript has 3 exons. Gene Ontology annotation, cellular component: Atg1/ULK1 kinase complex; extrinsic component of membrane; cytosol. Bases 1 to 2877 code for a protein of 958 amino acids. Gene Ontology annotation, biological process: protein localization to phagophore assembly site; mitophagy; piecemeal microautophagy of the nucleus. The record is from RefSeq and is a predicted model, not a curated record. Lineage: Eukaryota; Fungi; Ascomycota; Eurotiomycetes; Eurotiales; Aspergillaceae.